Molecule: messenger RNA, 3186 nt
Organism: Talaromyces amestolkiae
Lineage: Eukaryota; Fungi; Ascomycota; Eurotiomycetes; Eurotiales; Trichocomaceae
Exons: 3
Coding region: 1-3186 (1061 amino acids)
Molecular function (GO): RNA binding
Source: RefSeq, a predicted model, not a curated record
AUGGCAGAUACAGUGUUGAAGCCGUUCCAAAUUAGGAACCUGCAUGUUUACCCAGCAGAGGAAAACCUAUAUGAUUCUUCCACUGAGAGUGUCAUCUCCAGCUCUCCAACUGACGAGUCUCAAAUCAGGCCCUCAUGUCUCAUCCAGUUAUCUGCAGGGGAGUAUGAUAAGAUUAUCAGUGAUCACCCAAAUGGAACCCUAACUUAUAUCGACGAUGAUGAUGGUGACCUCAUCACUGUUGGAUCCUCUUUUGAACUCGAACAGCGCCUUGAUGAAUCAUCACAAUAUAAAACCAUGAUCUCGAGGGACCAACCAGAACCGUCUCCGAUUCACUUGUUUGACAUUCGCCGACGCAGGUCUAUAAUCAAGCUUUGGAAAGACAUUGAGAAGAACUCGAAAAUUCGAUGGGCUCGGCUGGAAGAUGAAUUUCUCGAGGAGCCGAAAUCUAGCGAAGCUGGUACUUCGUUUGAACCUCGUGGGCUAGAUGUCAACGAGUCUACAGACUCACGUCAACGAUGGUUGGACGCAUGCAGGCCACCUCGACUUCAGUCUCAGCAGACUUUAGAAAAAGAGAGUCCAUAUCCUACCCUCAAGGAUAUAGAUUCGUCCUCACCGACUAUCAUGUCAUUAUCAGCUAUUACAGAUGAAGGCAGACGUCAGGCAGAAGAAGCAGGAAGUCGUAUACGGAGCAUGUGGAACGCGCCUGCCAGUGUCUCUCAUGCAGCACCUGAUUUUAUCCGCAAUCAAGAGAAUCCUUGGGCUGCCUCAGUAGAGCCUGUUACGGAUGACAAUGACAGUAACCAUUCAUCUGAAGCUCAACUGUCAAAUAUUGAGGUAGAGUCACAGCCGCUUUUGUCGGCAUUCGAGGCUGAAAUGGCCAAAAUUCUGGAAAAUUCACAAAAGCCUGUGAACGAUGCGAAUAGUCCCAAYCCCCCCCCAGAGCCGCAGAAUCAACGYCCSGAGCCGAUAGAGCAGAUAUGGCCUGUCAAUCUCGUGACUGGUGUCUUGCAGGCCGUUGUUGAUGGAAUUGAGAAUAUGGGAUCGGAGCUCAAGACAAGGAUUCCUGAAAUGGAACGCCACCUGGCAAAUGCGCAAAGAACCAUCCCAGAUGAUAUCGGAACCAAGAUGCAGACGGCCUUAUCAGCAUUCGAAUCACAAGUUCAGAAUCUAGCACAGAUCGUACAGCAAGCAUCCGAUGCCUCUGGCGAAGCCGCUGAAAGGGUUCGUCAAGCCGAUCUUCGAUCUACUGAACAAAUGCUCAACGGCCUUGGAGACAUAGCCCAUGAGUUUGAGGACUUUGGAAAAACCUUGUUUGCUGCUUUUGAAGCUGAGUUUGGUCAACGAAAAAAUGGCAACGAGGCAGAUGUUACUGAUUCUAUGAAUGCGAGUCAGGAUGCAAAUCCUGCCCAGUCUCAAGCUCAAGCUCAAGAAGACGUGCUCUCUUCCACGAAGGUUGAUCUGCCCCAAGAAUCCUUGGACAAGGCUUCGGAAGCGGCAGCACCAGCUGCGUAUCAAAGUCCAGUACCACCUGCUCCCUUAUCACCUGAUCUACGAGAGCAACUACCGCCUCAUUUACGAGAGUCCUUGCUUUCGGAACUUAAGACAGCUACUUCGCAGGUCUUACUAUCAGAUGCUAAAGACAGAUCUGUCCAGCAGCAUCAGCCAAAGCCGCAAUUAUCGACUUCUACUCCACGCGAAUCAAUCCUUUCCGAGAUCAGAAGCAGGGCUACUUCGGAAACAUCUUUGCUUCCAGAGAUCAUAAGUAGAGCCACCCAGCAAGACUCCCAACACCCAGAGAUCAAAAGCAGAGUGACCCAACAAGAAUCCUUGUCUUCAGAGAUAAGAAGCCGAGCUAUGCAAAAUAAUCAGCCGCAAUCCCAACAGCAGGAAACUGAAAAACCCUUGUUCUCAAGCUGGCCAAACCGUCCAGCCUUUGUGCCACCACCAUUCAUACCUACAACCACUCGCCCUCCAGUGCCUCCAAAAGCUGUCAAUGACAAGCCAACUCCACACAUGGAUGCACGACCAGCAGGUCCUUUUGACACAAGGGACGAGCGGUCAGAGGACAUGACUAGGUCUCUUUUUAUGGGUAAUAUAGGUUUCGAGGUCACUGAACGAGUCAUAGAAGAGGUAUUUGCCUCUCAUCUCUUCUCAGCCAAAGUCCAUCUACCCAUUGAUUCGUCUACUGGCAAGCAUGCCGGGUUUGGAUAUGCCCGUUUCCCGUCCGUUUCGUCUGCCAAGGCUGCUCUUGCUAGACUCCAAGGGGUGGUGAUAGACGGGCACUCUUUGAAUUUGGAGCACUGUGACAACUCUCCCAUUGAUGACUUGCAAACCCAAAUUCGGCCAAAUGACAGUCUUCCAAGUGUCUUUAGCGGCAACGCUCGCAGCACCAAUUCACGCAUUAGCCGGCCUACUUUUGCUCAGAGCAGCUCCUUGAAUCCUUUCGAUCAUCCAGAAGAGACACCCGAGUUCGCGGCACGGUACCCUUCUCUACUUCCAACCUACAAACCCAAGAAUGACUCUUUGGCGAUACCCCCACGUUCCAUGACACUUAGCCCUAACUCGGAGAUGGCUCGUUUUCCUCCUGUUUCUCAAAUAGAUGCACAUCUAUUAGCGAACAACCAGCGUCGAGAUCUUACUGAGACUAGCCAGGACCGACCGCGCCCUCAUAGUGUCACCGGGCCGCAGCAACAGGAAACCAGGAGAGUAGGCGAAGAAAUUCGACUGCGAAAGCCACGACGUGUCGCUUCGACUAUCCAUCGGGGAUCUACUAGUCAGCUUGAUGCACAAACUAGUAACGCGCACACUCUUAGACGUAGAGCAACAGAGGCAAACACAUUGCGUCGUCGCGCUCAUGAAAAUCCGUUUAGGGAUCCGCGUCCCGUGAGCCUCUACGACAGACCUGCCGGGUCGAUCCCUGGCAGUUUCCCUGUGGAUGAUACCCCAGCGCCAGUCACCACCAAUGAGGAGUCUAAUAGUGAUGGAGAGUUCCGAUAUGCGAUGCGACAGUCUCUCAUUGAUCAGUGCGUUGAUCACCUGUUGAAACUCGGCUAUGGCACGUAUAUUGAUGGAGGGCGUGAUAGGCUGAGAAUCAUUGCUGAAGCCGCUAAUUUGCAGGUCUCCGAUGCAAUUGAUAUGAUUGAAGAGGAGCGGAUGGCUUACGAACGUUAUACACCAAAUGCCUGA